CGUGUUCACAACGAAUGAUCGGAAUGCAGCAUAAACUGGUAAACUCAGGUGUAGCGUGUUCUGUGCAAAAGUAGGGAUAAAUAAGAUCACUGUAAACACCUCUUAGUUGUCGUUAUAUUAGGCGGACUGUUAAAGUUCACGAUUGAUGAGCGAUACUCUUCUCAUCUUUUUUAACACGUUUUUCUGGAAAUUAUGUUGCCUUCAUUUAACGCUUGGGACUGCUGUGACAUGAGGAAUGGGAGAAUAAAGUAAUCGCAGCUUUCAACUGCUUCUCUUGCUAAAGAAAACACAAUUAUCCGGGAUUUAAGAUAAUUUAGUGUACAUUGUUGUCUUUUCCUACGUUUUUCCGCAGCUUUGAACCUGAGCCUCCUCACAGCUGACCGUUUGGAUUUAGCUCAAGUAAUGCAUGAUGGCUUGCAAGAUGUUUUCAUCUGUAAUGUAUCUGUAAGGAAAAUGUUCUUAGAUAUAGAACUCACCUGCGCCUCUCCUCACCCAUCCAUAUAAACCUGAUUUGGCAAGGUUUCAUUUUAAAUGGAAAGUUCUUCAUGAAAGUCGGCUAUAACGCAGCUUCUGCUUAAAGGUAUGAUUGACCAGUGGAGCACUCUGCUGAAGAAAACCUGCAUGCUUGGAAAAUAAGGAUUUUUUUUCUCUGCUUGUGAAGCUUUCAACAAGAGAUGUCCAAUGAAAAGUGUGUAGAGGGUCUGCACUUUGCUUGGAUGGAGACCAGGGAGUAGAAGAGCAUCUACUGUUUGGGACUAUUUGGAGUAACGCACACAGAUGUUCUGCGAAGGUUCGGAAGGGAUAGUAACACAGAAGGUUCUAUAUUAUGGAUGUUUUUGAAUUAGAAUCCUUAGUCAUGCAGCACACCGAGUCUAUUAUGUGCAUUGGAUUAGAGAUCACACUUUUCAGACCAUAAAGAAACAAUAAUACCGCACCUGACAUCGAAGAAAAUAUAGUUAGCUCGUCUGAGGGGACCCAUUAUGUCAACUCUCUUUACAAGGAGGCUAUCUCUGUGCCAGACGCUGACCUUCAUCUCCCUGCUGGUCUCUUCCGUCCGCCUGUCCACCCAACAGAGUUCUUCUUGGUUGUCCGAGUGGGGUCCUUUUGGGGGUCCUCCAGCGGGGCUUCCUCUGCGUGCCCGUCGACAGCUGAGCUACAGGAACGAGUGGGCCUCCUGGAGCGGCUGGUCUGUGUGCUCCCGCAGCUGUGGGGGCGGGGCCUCGGUACGCACGCGCACCUGCAUCACCAGAAACCCAGUGGGAGGCCCAUGUCCUGGUGACCCCAGACAGUACAAGAUCUGCAACACCAAGGAGUGUGCUGUGGGCUCAGAGGACUUCAGACAGAUGCAGUGUGCUGCCUUCAACGGCAGACCUCACAUUGCUGGAAGCUCCCACACAUGGACCACCUUCCACGGAGGCUCUAACCCCUGUGAGCUGAGCUGCUUGGCUCUGGGACAGAACUUCUACUACAACUUUGGCCGCGUUCUGGACGGCACAGCCUGCGGCAAGGAGCCUGGCGCCGUGUGUGUCAACGGCCGAUGCUUGAAGCCAGGCUGUGACCUGAUCCUGGGCUCAGAGGAGCAGGAGGAUGCCUGUAUGGUGUGUGGAGGACAAAACAGCACCUGUAUGCAUCACAGGAGUGUAUACCAGAACAACGGUCAGGAAGCAGCCGGUCCAUUUGGGUACAACGAAGUGGCCAUGAUUCCAGCAGGCGCCACUCACAUCCGCGUCACUGACAACAGCAGGAACUACCUCGCCCUCCAGAACGGCCAAUCGCAGUUUGUGAUCAACGGGAACUGGAAGAUUAGUGUUCCAGGAGAGUACAGCGUGGCAGGGACCAAGCUGCUGUACCGGCGCUCCGCAGACACCUGGGAGAGCUUCGAGGUCCCUGGCCCCACCCUGGAGGACCUGCACGUCAUGGUGUUAGCAACAGACAGAAACCCAGGAAUAGAGUAUGAGUACUGGCUCCCUCCUGAGAGCUACGCCCUCUACCACGGGCGGAGGAGUCCGCUACGCCAGCCCCACCACACGGCCAGCUACAUCCCCUGGGCUCCACCCACUACCACCUCCACCCGGCCCCCUCCCGUCACCACACACCCCUACUGGGUUCUCCCUGGAGGCUGGCCUGUCAAGCCCCAUCGAGAGCCUCACCAACAACCUUAUCAACAACCUCACCUCCAGCCUCACCAACAACCUCAUCAACAACCUCACCAACACCCUCACCUCCAGCCUCACCGACAACCUCACCUCCAGCCUCACCAACAACCUCAACUCCAGCCUCAUCAACAGCCUCACCUCCAGCCUCCCCGCCAGCCGCGACUGGAGAGAGAUGAGUCUAGGAGAAACCAGCUGCCUCAGUCCUCUCGUGGAGGGCAUUGUGGGAAAUGUAGGCAAGUACGGGGUCGAGGGGAGCGCCAGAGACAGUAUUGCCAGAAAGACUUUGUCUUCCGGGUCAAAGUCCUGACCAAGCUGCAUCGAGGUGAGGAGACGCGCUACGAUGUCCAGAUCAUCCACACCUACCGGAACCGCUUCCGUCUGGAGCACAGGGAGUUCCUGUGGGUUCCCAACGUAUGUGACUGCCCCAACCUGGAGGAGGGCCGCCAGUACGUGCUGAUGGUGCGUCGUCACAUCAACUAUGAGCACACUCUGGACCGCAUUCUGCUGGAGGAGGACAGCUACGCGGUGCCCUAUAAACCCAGAGAGGACUCUCUGCUGCGCCAACUCGAGGGGCGCUGUAGUAACAGAGGAUCCGGGCCCUCAGCGAGACACAGGAGCUUAGCCUAGAGACAUACCUGUACACACACGCAUUCACAGAUUCAAUUCCAGACUCAUCUUAAACACACUUGUGGUGAUUUGGUAGAUACAUUUGGGAUAUUUUUUGUGUGUGUCACUGUGAAACCCCUUUUUCAUCCGCCCGCCGCAGGAAGGCAAAAAGACACAAAGUUGAUGGAAACCACUUGAAAUUCCAAAAUGGUGGAUCCAAACAUCCAGUCUGGAUGUGGUAGGGACUGCGCUUAGGUUAACAGACUUGCCGUGUUAAGAAACCAGAAACUCUUUAAGAGUAUGAAGCUCCCUAGCUUACCAAUAUAUAGCACUUCAGGUGGACAGUAAUUCCCACCUUUAAACUUCAAAUACCAAAGAGAAGAACAUUGAUCUAAAUGGCCAAGAACAUUUGUUUGUGUGUGUUUAUUGUUUGCUUAAAUUGUUGAUAGACUAACCAUCACUUUUGGCAAUGCAAAGCCAUAAUAUGUUCAAGUUUCAAAGAAAUAUCGUGUGUGCCUUUUACGUUUAUAUCUCCUCUCACUUUUUUAUUACAAAGAUAAUUCAGACUAUUUAAGUGUCAAAUGAUUAGCUAGAACUAAUAUUAUUUGCUGUAUAUUUGUGUUUUUAAGCCUUUAAGAUAUUUUAUUUUCAUAAUCUGUAAUGCAUUUUCCUGAACUGAGGAUUUCAUAUUUAAUAAUGUGUCCCUUAGUCUUCUUUGUCAUACAAAACUUUUACUACGGUAUUAUUUACCAUGAAAAUACAGUAUUUUUUGGUGUGGCACUGAGUUGCUACAAUUAUAAGAAAUAUAUUUUAUUUCAAUGGCUUUUGAAUCAUUUGUAGCUGAAAUGUACAUUAACCACUGUUUGUGUACCAGUUACAUAAUAUGUAUCACAUUAUGUGCUUUAUUUUAAUGUAUGAGUUACAUCUUACUUCAGCACUGUACAAAUGUCACUUUAUUUUCAGGGACCCUUUAUCAAUGGCCUGUAGAUUCUAACUAAUAAUAGACAUUCUGCAAACUAUCAACUAACUCUAACGUUAACCAACUGUUACAUGGUUGUAGUUAAUAAUUUGCUGAAAAUAUUUCAUGUAAAAGUUGUACGAUUAUUGAUCAGGACCCCUCACUAGAAAAUGGGCACUGGUUUUUGUGUAACAUUGGUAAACAGUUAAACAAAUCACUCGAAGCAAAUUUGUGUUUCUUUACAAAAAUGUAUUUACAAAAAAAUAACAUGACAUUUGCUACCAUGGUUACAUGAACUGCCUUCCAGAGAAUCUAACUUUGCUCUGUACGUCAGAGUUCUACAGAGCACUGUGCCUAGACUGUGGAGGCUUUCUGUCCCUGCUAGCUGUCCACAUGAGGGCUGAAGCAGAGCGCUUCCCCUGCUCUCUGAGCCUCCCACCUCACACACUGGAAAUAUGGUCAUUGUGGGGUUCACAUUUUAUUAUGCAUUUACUAAGAUUUGUCUCAAUUUAAGUUAAACUUUCACCAAGGCAUGAGACGUAGAACUGGUAUUCAUUCAUACAAUUAGUGUACAUUUGUACUGGGGACAAAUACAUCCAAAUGAGAGGGAGUUAGAAAUGUACAUGCUGUACCAUAACAUUUUCAGAUAAAUAUAUAUGUAAACAUAUGUAAACAUUUCAAAAGGAUUUGAAUGCCUAUUUCUACUGACAAUAUUUAGUGCCAAAUCUACUCCCGGUUUUAAAACCAGUCAUU
This is a messenger RNA of Hypomesus transpacificus, 4473 nucleotides long. RefSeq names its product ADAMTS like 5 (gene adamtsl5). Gene Ontology annotation, biological process: extracellular matrix organization. NCBI's taxonomy places the organism in Eukaryota, Metazoa, Chordata, Actinopteri, Osmeriformes, Osmeridae. The record is from RefSeq and is a predicted model, not a curated record. Gene Ontology annotation, molecular function: protein binding; metalloendopeptidase activity. The coding region runs from base 981 to 2783 and encodes 600 amino acids. Gene Ontology annotation, cellular component: extracellular matrix. The transcript is spliced from 13 exons.